Molecule: messenger RNA, 564 nt
Organism: Spirometra erinaceieuropaei
Lineage: Eukaryota; Metazoa; Platyhelminthes; Cestoda; Diphyllobothriidea; Diphyllobothriidae
Source: the annotation of a GenBank genome assembly
AUGGACCCCUUAUCACCAAGGCGUUGUCUGUUCAUGGCCUGAAUUACAGAGACAUUGCAUUCGUCGUUUGUUCUCACCCACACAUUGAUCACAUUGGCAACUUGAAUUGUUUCCCAUGUGCAACAAUAGUUGUGGGAACAGAAGUUACGAAGCAGGGCCAGCUCUAUCAGCACCCUAUCAGUUACAACGAUCCAUUUCGGAUUGAUGACAAGGUAUGAGAUGCACGUCGGUUGCGUACUUUUCACCAGGUAGAAAUCAUUUUUACCCCAGGUCACACUCAAUCAGAUGUUUCGAUCAUUGUGAGGGACACCGCGGAUUAUGGCACAGUAGCGCUUGCUGGAGACAUCUUCGAAAAUGAGCAUGAUAUAGUUCGGCCUUCCUUGUGGAUGAAUAACAGUAUGAAUCCUACCCUACAAGAACACAGCCGGAUGAAGUUGCUGAAAGUAGCAGAUUACAUUGUUCCUGGUCACGGCGCUGCAUUCAGUGUAUUUUACGAUUCGGUCACCGUUUAUCUUACAGGUCACGGAUGUUGUCAAAAUCGAUGGACUACCCCCACUACGCUAG